Molecule: messenger RNA, 372 nt
Organism: Zychaea mexicana
Lineage: Eukaryota; Fungi; Mucoromycota; Mucoromycetes; Mucorales; Lichtheimiaceae
Exons: 2
Biological process (GO): regulation of transcription by RNA polymerase II
Molecular function (GO): RNA polymerase II cis-regulatory region sequence-specific DNA binding; DNA-binding transcription factor activity, RNA polymerase II-specific
Source: RefSeq, a predicted model, not a curated record
CAAAAACGAUCGGUCUACUAUAAGUCGUAUCAUACAUACAUGCUGGACUACUCUUGUUGAGUUGCCCCUGACCCGUAACCCGCUCACUACUUAAACAUGCAGCGAGCGAGAAUCUGUGCUUAAUUCUUUCUUCUUUACUUUCCCUUCAUUUCAUUAUAUGCCUCUAGGCUCCCAGCAGUAAUAGCACUAUGACCAAGAAACGUAUUCUUCACUGCGAGUUUUGCUUCAAAACAUUCACACGUCCAAGCGCUUUACGGCCACACCGAUACACACACACGGGUGAAAAGCCGUUCGCAUGCCAUGUUCCAGGUUGUGGUCGACGCUUUACCGUCAUUAGUAACCUACGUCGGCACUACAAAGUUCACGAAAGGC